Molecule: messenger RNA, 2396 nt
Organism: Prorocentrum cordatum
Lineage: Eukaryota; Dinophyceae; Prorocentrales; Prorocentraceae
Source: the annotation of a GenBank genome assembly
CCUCCACGGGGGAAGUGCGCAACUUUCGGAGACAGGCUGGUCCUCUGUUACUGUCAAGAGGUCCGUAGUCGUUUUGGCUCAAGCCAGCUUGGAGUCUCGCAGCCUCACACCCCUCGGCUGCUAGAAGCCCGCCCUGCCGCGGAGUGAUGGCGCCAGCGCCGCUUGCCGCUGCCCUGUUCCUGGGAUCGCUGCUGUCGCUGGCGAACGGGCACGCGUACAUCACGCAGCCCGCGAUGCGCGGAGGCGCGUUCAACCAGCCGCUGAACGGGUACUGCCCGCAGUGCCUCGGCUCCUCCAGCCUGCCCCUGCCCACCUGCGGCCAGCGCAAGUUUCUGGACGUGGCCGGUCCCGUGACAGAGCUGCGCGCCGGGGAGUUGGCCGAGUUCGCGAUCCGCAUGACGGCGCACCACAAGGGGCACUUCGUCUUCAGACUUUGCGACAGGCAUCUCGACGGCACUUCUGGCGGGUUCCAGGCGGAGGAGGCCUGUCUCAACGAGCACGUCCUGAAGCGCGCAAGGCCGGAGGAGGUGCACUCGGACUGCGGCCCGAACGACAGUCGCGGCGACUGCCAGCCAUACGACGAGGCCAACCCCGGCUACUGGUACCUGCCUCCUCCCGGCCAGUCCGAGUACAGGUUCCACUACUGGAUCCCCAGCAACCUCACUUGCCAGAGCUGCACGCUGCAGUGGUGGUGGAUGAGCGCCAACAGCUGCACGCCGCACCGCGACGCCUACGCCUGCUACUUCAGGGAGAUGGCCCGGAGCGGCUGGAACGCCGUCGCGUGGUGGGGAGGCGCCAGCGCCUCUGCCAACUGCCCCGCCGUGCAGGCGCCCCCCAGGGAGUGCGGCGAGCAGUUCAAGAACUGCGCUGACGUACGCGUCGUGGACGGCAGCGGCACCUUCGCGCCCACGCCGCCGCCGGCCCCCACGCCGCCGCCCACGCCUGCGCCCACGCUCGCUCCUGGCGCCGGCUGCGUGCACCAGACCGACUGCUCGCGCAGCGCCUGGUGCAACGACCCCAAGUUCACCACCUGGUGCCCGGGCCACCCGGCCAGCAACUGCCCGUCCCCCCACUGCACGGUGAGCGGCGGCCGCCCUGGCCAGGCGCCGACGGCCGCGCCGACCGCGCGCCCCACCGCGCCGCCGACGCAGGCCCCGUCCACGACUUCGGCGCCCAGGCCGACGCUGCCGUCGCCGGCGACAUCUUCAAUCACUCCCACGACGACCGGCAGCACGCAGCCGCCGACUCUGCCGUCGUCGACGGCGGGCCCGCCGUCCCCCACGGCGUCGCCGCUGCCCUCGCCGGCGCCAUCUUCGACGCCAGCGCCAUCGCCAUCGCCAUCGCCGGCGCCAUCCCCGGCGCCCCCCGUGAGCACUGCUUGCACCGAGUGCGCUGCGACGCACCCCGGCGCAGCUUGCGUCUGGCCGACGGGGCAGUGCUACAGGGUGCUGGAGGACACCUGCGCGCACUUCCAGGGCACCUGGUGCGGUGGCGCGCCCCCCACGGCGUCGCCGCUGCCCUCGCCAGAGCCAUCUCCGACGCCAGCGCCAUCGCCGGCGCCAUCCCCGGCGCCCCCCGUGAGCACUGCUUGCACCGAGUGCGCUGCGACGCACCCCGGCGCAGCUUGCGUCUGGCCGACGGGGCAGUGCUACAGGGUGCGGGAGGACAUCUGCGCGCACUUCCAGGGCACCUGGUGCGGUGGCGCGUCCCUGGUGGAGUCCGGGCGGACGAAGACCAAGCGCCACCACGCGUUUCUGGGCGUCGCACUGCUUCAGGCGCCUGCCCUGGAGCUGAGGCAGCACGGGGAGUUGUGAGGGCCACUGUGGGCCAUUUUUGACGUUGUUCGACGCGCGCGGCAUCGGCGCCCAAGCAGCGCCGAGGCGUGGACUGCGCCGGCCCCUGCUAGGAAAGGUAAUGUCCUGGCAGAGGGGGGGCGUGGGCACUUCUACAGACGCCGACGCCAUCAUUUGGCGCGCUUCCGCAGGCCAGUGUUUCAGCAAGAGCGCCUCGGAGGCACGACCCGCACCAGACGGGGCGCCCUUUCCAGCAUUUCUAAGCGCAUGGGGUUCUUCUCCCACCCGAAGGAGUAGUCACGUCAUGCGAACAGCCAACACACAAGUCAACCGACAAAAUGUCAAGAGGCAUGUGCUGGCCCAGACACUGCGAACGUCGACCUCGAGGCCUCGGCCCUCCCCCCUCUCCUCCCCCUGCUCCUCCUCGCCCCUCCUCGCCAGAGCACGGUCGGCGACGUCGACCAGCGUGCCCGCCUGCCCGCCACAGCGACAGUCGCUCGGCCGGGCGAGCACGUCCCCGCAAGGAAGGGCCCCGCGGCUCGCGCGCAUCGGCGCGCUCCCCUCGCGGGGCUCGCGCAGCGGCGGAUGCCGCUGCGGCCCGGU